AUGAGACAAGUACAAUGCAAAUACUAUGCUUUUUUAGUACCUGAGGAAUUUUAUCACUUAGAACACGAUAAGAUUCGAUUGCAACUCAUUGAAUUGGUGACUAGUUUACCCACAGGGGCUCACAUUUCCUUGAUUAUACCUUUAACGGGAGAUUUUAUGCAUUACGAAUUCUGGAAUAACAUAAAGAUAGAAAAUGUCUCUGUUAUGCUCUAUUUAUCCCAAGAAGUUGAUGAUUGUAUAAUUAGAAGAUGGUGCACUGAACCUAUUAGUGCAGUCAUGGUACAUGCUGCAAAAUUUGUACAUGAGUAUAAAUUUCCCGUUUUGCCUGAUUAUUUGCAAGUGAUGCUACGAAAGUUCAUCACAAAGUCUCCACCUGCUGUUAUACUAAUGUCUGAUAGUAAUCAAAUUACUUAUAUCAACGGUCUAAAAUGGUUUGUUUCGAAGGUAGAAAUUGACCCUGCAUCUGACAUUUUAAUUGAUCCUUUACAACCGUUAAAAGAUGAUUUAUCUUUGGAAAUCUAUGAGGUCUUCGAAAAGGAUAUCAUUAAAUAUGAUCAAUAUGAGAAAGCAAUCUUUCGAGCAUUGAAAGACAUAAAUAUGCCCAAUGUAAAGGUUCUAGUUAUAGGACCUGGUAGGGGUCCAUUAUUAGAUAGACUUUUGAAAGUUAUCAAAAAAUUGGAAUGCCAGUAUCAGAUAGAUUCUGUUGAAAAGAACUCUAAUUGCUAUGCCAUAUUAAAAGAAAGGAAUCUUAAAGAAUGGAAUGGAACUAUUAAUUUAAUUAAAGACGAUGUUAGGACCUGGAAAGAUAUCAACUAUAAUUUGGUGAUAUCUGAAUUGCUAGGUUCAUUUGGCUGUAACGAAUCAUGUCCCGAAAUAUUACAAAAAUUUACAAAUGAAAAUACAAUUAUGAUUCCGCAAAGUUACGAAAACUAUUUACAACCAAUAUAUUCGCCUCUUAUUUCAGAGAUUAAAAAUGAGCAAUUGGAGAGGCCUUAUUUGGUAAAGCUAAAUUCAUUUUAUAACAUGAGUGGCAUACAACCAAUUUGGAAAUUCAACCACCCAACAAAAGACACGACUUCUAGACUUAAGGCUAUUGACUUUCAUGUUCCAUAUCAAGGGAAGAUUAAUGGAUUUCAAGGAUAUUUUAUAGCUAAUUUAUACGAAACCAUUCAAAUUGGAAUACAUCCACAAAUGGAAGAAGGCUUUUGUAAGUCCUGGUAUCCAUUCUUAUUCCCUAUCCUGGAGAUUCAUUGCAAUAGUAACUCAAAUUUAAGCUUUCUAAUUGAAAGGAUUUCUGAUAAUAAGGUGUGGUACGAAUGGUCCGUUAACAAUAAAGUUUAUAACAAAGAUGGAUUAUAUUACUCUAUAGGUUUAUAA
Debaryomyces fabryi is the source of this 1377-nucleotide messenger RNA. RefSeq lists its product as uncharacterized. Gene Ontology annotation, cellular component: cytosol; nucleus. NCBI's taxonomy places the organism in Eukaryota, Fungi, Ascomycota, Pichiomycetes, Serinales, Debaryomycetaceae. The record is from RefSeq and is a predicted model, not a curated record. The transcript has a single exon. The coding region runs from base 1 to 1377 and encodes 458 amino acids. Gene Ontology annotation, biological process: regulation of DNA-templated transcription.